Messenger RNA from Aureobasidium pullulans EXF-150, 591 nucleotides. RefSeq lists its product as uncharacterized. The coding region runs from base 232 to 480 and encodes 82 amino acids. Lineage: Eukaryota; Fungi; Ascomycota; Dothideomycetes; Dothideales; Saccotheciaceae. The transcript has 2 exons. The record is from RefSeq and is a predicted model, not a curated record.
CGGCAACAUUCUGUGUUCCCACCGUCGAGCAGAGAUGCUUGCUUGGAUAUGUAUAAGAGUAAGUCACCAUGUAGCAGGAAGAUACCCCAGUCUACAAGCAUUUGUCCCGACACCCAUUACCACAUCUACUUAUACUUCAAAUUCAAACCCAAACAAGAGCUCGCUCUGUCUUGACCUGGAAGCACCCAACAGACCCGACGUCGACCAGAUUAGCACAAAGCAAACAGCACAAUGCACUUCGCCUCCAUAACCCUCUUGCUCGGCUUCUUUCUCGUCGUAGCAGAUGCCGCUCCCGCAUCCAUCCCGGCCGCUCUCAUCAUCCAGUCAAACACCAGUCCGCAUACUCGAUACUUCCUCAAAAGACAAGCGGGCUGCGAUCAGGCGAAAUGUGACCAGUGCCGUAAAGAUGCCAAGUGCAUUGCUGGGACACCAGACUGCUUCAUCUGCGAUACAUCGCCGUCAUGCGAAUGUGGUGUUUGAAGCGUAUGGAGAAGCUCGAUGAUACUCAAACGAGAUGGGAUGUCAGACAAAUAAUUGCGGAUUAAGGCAGAGAGUCAUAACGAAAACCACUAUAUGAGCCCUACCGUGCCG